CCCACACCCUUGCAGGGGCAGGAGGAGGCUCCUGUUUCCAGGAACGUGUCAGAUUUCAGACUGAGGUCUGGUUCAGAUAGGACCUGAUUUUGGGGGGAGCUGGUUGCAGAGUUUAGAGGAACUGGAGCAGACUGACAGUCCCCCUCCGCAAUGCUCUUCGCUCUUUGAGGGAUUAACAUCGAUUCACCCCACAGACAGGCCCCAGGGGUCUCCUCUCCUUCAAGCUUCAUCAUCGGCAUCAUUUUUCGCUAAUGCUGUGUUUACUCUUCAGUUUGGUCCUGCUACUGGCCUCAGGUGUCCAUAUGCAAGGUCGUCUGAAGCUAACAGUUUUGUCAGAGGACAGACUACAGAUGAAAUGGAAGGAGGCCGACGGACCCAUUCAGGGUUACAAAGUCCGAGUGAGACCUAUCUCAGAGGUGCCACAGCCAGAGUUGAUGCUGACCACCACGCGAGGCCGAGCAACAGUAGCAGGACUGGAUUCUCAUCAGGAAUACACCCUGCAAAUCCUCAUUCUCAAUGGAACAAUGGAGAAACUCCUUGCAAAGAGGCGAUUUACCAUGAAGGGUCUGCGUGAAGAAGAGGUGAUCCGUAGCGGUAGUCGAGAGCAGAGAAAGAAGAUGCUGCCUGGUGCGUCAGGAUCAGGAGACUUGGAUGAUGUAACAGAGGCUGUGAUGGGCCUGCCAACAGUUAUUUACGAGGACACUAUGGUCACCACCACUACUCGUGCAGAGUCUGCAAUGACUGAAAACCACUCUCAGUUCCCUGAAGAUGCUCCAGACAAAACAACUCGAGAGAAGAGAAAAAGAAAGAAAGAGCGGGAUCGCCCAAGAGUGGAUAAUAAAGAGGAGCAAGGGAUGGCACAAGAGGAGAAACUCCAGAAAACCUCCGUCUCUACACACCCAGUUACAGGCAUAUCUCCAAGGAAACCAAUGGAGUGUGACAGCAGUGCUGCAGCAGACAUUGUGUUGUUGGUGGAUGGCUCGUGGAGCAUUGGGCGCACCAAUUUCAGAAGGGUCAGAGACUUUUUGGAGGGCCUGGCGACAUCCUUCCACAUUGGGCCGGAGCACAUACAGAUUGGUCUUACCCAGUAUAGUGGAGAUCCACGGACAGAGUGGCACCUCAACAGUUUCACCACCAAGGACCAGUUAUUGGAAGCCAUAAGGAAUUUCAGGUAUAAAGGAGGAAACACUUUUACAGGCCAAGCACUGUUACAUGUCAUGGAGGAGAAUAUGAGGACGGAGUCUGGUGCCAGACCGGAUACACCAUUUUUCUUGGUCCUGUUGACCGAUGGCAAAUCACAGGAUGAUGCCAUUGCUGCAGCAACUCGGCUAAAGAAUGCUGGUGUGGAGAUCAUCGCUGUAGGUGUGAAGAAUGCUGAUGAAGUUGAGUUGAGGCAAGUGGCAUCGGAUCCAGUGGAACUGAAUGUCUACAAUGUCAUUGACUUCCCCGUACUGAGCAAACUAGUGUCACGGCUGGUUCACAUUCUGUGCAGGAGGAUAGAGGACCGUGGCAUUGCAAAACGAAUGGACACAGAACCUACCACUGACCCAGUCCUCAUCUACCCCAGUCCAACUGACCUGCGCUUCUCUGAACUGAGCUCAAAAGAGGUGAAGCUCCACUGGACCAACCCUGCCCGGCCUGUCCAACAAUACAGAGUGGUUUACCACAGCGCCGAGGGUCAGAGUCCACAGGAGGUGGUGGUUCCAGGGUCGGAGUCCACUGUGCUGCUGGAAGGGCUGUCCUCUCAGACACUGUACCAUGUGUCCAUCUUUCCUGUAUAUGAGCACAAUGUUGGCCUGGCACUCAGAGGAACUGUCACCACACUACCUUUGGCAAUGCCUACCAACCUGCAGGUGAGUCCGUCCUCCUAUAACACUCUGCGCGUGAGCUGGGGUGCAGCACCAGGCACCACACAGUACAUGAUCCUUUACUCAGCCCUCAACCACGGAGAGCCUGAUGAUGCCCAGGAGGAGACGUUCAGUGCAGAUCAGACAGUUGUGGAACUGUCAGGAUUGCUACCAAGUACAGACUAUUCUGUCACGCUCUAUGCGCUAUUUGACGAGGAUCCCAGUGACCCCGUCACUGCCGUUGCCACCACAUUCCCACUCCCACCUCCGGUGAGCAUUCAGUUCCCUCUGGUCACCCACAGUAUGCUGAGGGUGAGCUGGAUGCCUGGAGCCACAGACGUCCCCAGACACAGAAUCACCUACAGCACCAACCACGGCAGUGUUGUCAAGCAGGUGGAAGUGUCAGGAGUAAACACUGUCCUGGUGCAAAACCUGUCCUCUCUGUCCAGAUACAGAGUAUCGCUCCAGUCUCACUACCCACAAGGCCUCUCUGCACCACUCACCAGUAACAUAACCACAUUGAAGGUCCCUUCUCCAUCAAACCUCAGAGUGACCAACUUCUCAGGCAGUGAUAUCACCAUACGCUGGGAGGCUGCAGCAGAUGAUGUUGUUUCCUACCUCAUCAAGUGGAUCUCCCUCAGUGGGGGAAACCUUAGACAGUUGAGAGUAAGUGGUGAGAGUGAAGGGGCCAUUCUCAAUGGGGUGGAGGAUGAUAAAGAAUACCAGAUCUCACUGUCUGCACUUUAUGGUGAUGGAGCACAGAGUGAAGCUGUGGCAAUACGAUAUAGUACCUUGUCCGGUGGAGGCCCAACAAGUGUAACCGUCUCUGAGGAAACACCGAUCAGGUUGUUGGUCAGCUGGGUUCCCCCGAACGCUCAUGUCCUCCAGUAUCGUGUCUCUUACAGUGCACUGAAUGCAGCCGAGUCCGGGGACAGCACAGUGGUGGUUCCAGGUGGCGAGAAGCAGGUGGUGUUACAGCCAUUACAGCCAGAUACGCGGUACGGCAUCCUGGUGACGGCUGAGUACCGCAACAGAGAAGGAGGCAGUGGUUCAGCACAGGGCAAAACCACUAGUCUGCGGGUGAGCAGUGUUAGUGUGGUCAGGUCAGACCACUCCAGCAUCUGUGUGUCCUGGAGAUCCUUGUCGGCUAUUGAUGGAUACCGCAUCGUUAUCCAAUCUGUCAAAGAUCAGCAAAUAAAUGAAGAAACUGUAGACAAGUCGAGCAGCAGUCACUGUUUCACGGGUUUGGAAGCACAAACACUAUAUCGCAUCAGUGUGCACUCCAUUCUGGGCUCAACGGAGGGCGCUGCUGUGUCCAUUCUGCAUCCAACAGCCCCGGCUCCAGCCAGAAUUCCCAUCCAUCCACGGAUGUACCCAGUCCACAAUGAAGUCUGUCCUGAAGUAAACAUAAGAAACAGCAUUGUCAAAGGGUUUGACAUGAUGGAAGCGUUUGGUCUGACUCAAAGAGCUCAUUCAUCUGUAGAGGGUGUGGCAGCAGAGCCGUUUGUCUUCAACACUCUCCCCACCUACACACUGUACAAAGACGUCCAGCUGACACAGAGCACUAAGUUUAUCCAUGCAGCAGGUUUCUCUCCAGAGCACACCAUCAGCAUCGCCUUUCGCAUGCUUCAGGACACACCCAGAGAGCCAUUUGCUCUCUGGCAGCUCACUGACAAUGACUUCCAACCCAAGAUGGGUGUGGUGCUGGAUCCUAUGACCAAACAUCUGGUGUACUUCAGUCUGGACUACAGAGGAGAGGUGCAGGAGCUGACAUUUGACCAGCCACAGGUCUACAAGCUGUUCUAUGGCAGCUUUCACAAGGUUCACCUGUCUGUCAGCCAGGUCAGUGUGUCCCUGUCUGUGGACUGCCAGCGUGUGGGUGAGAGGCCGGCUCGUCCUCUUGGCAGCCUACCAACGGAUGGAUUUGAGAUGCUGGGAAAACUUGUGAAGACCAGAGGACCAAAUAGUGGAUCUGCCCCAUUCCAGCUGCAAUCAUUUGAAAUCGUCUGUAACACCACGUGGGCCUCAGAGGAUACCUGCUGUGACCUGCCCGGACGGAGAGAUGAGGAGAGUUGUCCUGCCCCUGCAUAUGCCUGUACCUGUUCCUCUGAUGUCCUCGGUGCACCCGGUCCCCCUGGCCCAUCUGGAAAACCAGGUCCCCGUGGUGAGAAAGGGGAGAAGGGAGAACAAGGCCAAAAGGGGGAGGUCGGUCCUCCGGGAAAGCCUGGUAUUGAAGGCGGCCUGGGGCCUCUGGGUAGUCGAGGACCCCAAGGAAUUACUGUGCACGGCAAAGUGGGUCCACCUGGUGCAAGAGGGGAAAAGGGAGAUCCAGGAAAACCCGGAGUUCAGGGGUCACCAGGACCUCCAGGUGCAAAAGGAGAAGUUGGUGCUCCAGGCCUUAAGGGCAUUAAGGGUGUUGAAGGAAACAUAGGUGGCCUAGGGGCUACUGGACCCAGGGGUUUUCAAGGAAUACCAGGUUACCCAGGCCCUAUAGGAGAGAGGGGGCACACAGGACCUGUAGGACCUACGGGUCUCCCAGGGAGUAAAGGAGAGAGAGGAGAGAAGGGGGAACCUCAGUCCAUGGCGAUGAUCUACCAACUGGUCACAGAGGCCUGUGAGCAGCUUGUGCACAAGGAGGUGUUGAAGUUGGACAGGUUUAUUCAUGAGAUAAGUCGUAAACCAGCACCAAUUGAAGAGCCAGUGGGGCCCCCGGGGGAACCUGGAAUACCAGGCCCUAAAGGUUCACCAGGCCUUAGGGGCACCCAGGGAAAUAUCGGCCCUAGGGGUCGACCUGGCAGGCCUGGUUAUCCUGGAGAACAGGGAAGAAGAGGAGUGCUGGGACAUAAAGGUAGUGUGGGCGCCAAUGUCCAGGGACCCCCAGGGGUCAAGGGAUUUGCAGGUCCUGCAGGUGAAUCCAGGAUAGGAGCACCAGGUUCCAAAGGGGAUGAUGGUAAGAUAGGACCACCAGGGAUCCUUGGACCUCCUGGACAGCCUGGUGAGACUGGACCCCCGGGUGUGUGUGACAGCAGUGGGGGCUGCCACAGAGUUCCUCAGCAAACAGAAGAGCCAUAUUACGGCUACCAGCCUUGAGAGGAUAUUAACAGCAGUCAGUGAUGGUACACUGGUAACGGUAAGGUGCGACUGCCACCAUCGCCCUCGUCUGUUUGAAGUGACUGGUUCUUCUGGAACAGAAUGACAGACAGAGAAUGGAGCGUGGAAAAAGCUUCGUUGAAGAUAUUUGAUGUGUUGAACUUGACAGUGACUGACAGACAUCACAAACUUCAUCAUGUUUGAGAAAACAAACAAAACAAAAUCUUUUGUUACAAUGUCCAAUACACAAAUAUCUGAAUACCAGAUAAUGAUGAGUGUGCAGUAGGGGUGUAACGAUAUAUUGUGUACCAUGAUAAUUGCAUUUUGGAGCCUGUAUUAUAUUGUAUUUUCAAAUGAGUAUUGUCCUCGGUCGUGGCCAGGUGGUUAGAGCACUUGGUAUCGGUGUGGAAGGUUUCUGACACAUUUCUCCAUGUAAUGUGGAGUUGUGUCAGGAAGGCCAUCUGGUGUAAAACAUUUUCAAAUUCAACAUGCAGAUCCACCUGAUCUGCUGUGACAACCUCCAGUGAAAAUAAGGGAGCAGCUGAAGGGACUUAAUUAUAUCAUUAAAAUAAACUACUCCCUGGAUGAAAUUACAAGUUGCAUCAGGAAGGGCAUCCGAUGUAAAAAUUGUGCCAAUUCAACAUGCAGAUCCACCUCGGAUUUGCUGUCACAACCCUGAGUGCAAACAAGGGAGCAGCCAAAGGGACUUCCUUACGUUGAUGUAAUAAUUUAUCUUUCUUUGUCAAAUUGUGAUGAGUAGUGUGAUAUGUAUUGAAUCAUGACACUUGUGUAUCAUUAAACCCCUAGUAAGGAGGAAACUUUCUAAUAUAACGUUAUGUUGAGAACCAAGACCAGAAAUAUAUUCCCAUUAUAUAAACCAUCUUGGCACUGACACUGUUUUUUCUGUUUUUGUAUUUAUGCACUACUGUAUAUCUAUGCCACGUAGGAUGUAAGUGUGUUUUCAAAGCUAUAUCUUUAUUUCUUUUACAAUUUUAGCUGCUUCAAAACUGCUGAAAAGGCUCAGUCUAUAUUGUAAAAAAUCCUCUGGUCAAUGACAUGAAUGAUACUGUGAGAAUGUCCAUGUAUAAAAAUGUGUAUAUUGUUUAUUAGAAUUACAUUUACAUUUACUGUAUGCAGUUAUUCAUGUAUAUUUUGUGUGUGUUCUCAAAGAUAAUACAUGUUUACAUUUUGAUUUCUUU
Molecule: messenger RNA, 6136 nt
Organism: Thalassophryne amazonica
Lineage: Eukaryota; Metazoa; Chordata; Actinopteri; Batrachoidiformes; Batrachoididae
Gene: col20a1
Product: collagen alpha-1(XX) chain
Exons: 42
Coding region: 252-4937 (1561 amino acids)
Molecular function (GO): protein binding
Source: RefSeq, a predicted model, not a curated record